Sphaerodactylus townsendi is the source of this 957-nucleotide messenger RNA. RefSeq names its product olfactory receptor 5V1-like. Gene Ontology annotation, molecular function: G protein-coupled receptor activity; olfactory receptor activity. The record is from RefSeq and is a predicted model, not a curated record. NCBI's taxonomy places the organism in Eukaryota, Metazoa, Chordata, Lepidosauria, Squamata, Sphaerodactylidae. Bases 1 to 957 code for a protein of 318 amino acids. The transcript has a single exon. Gene Ontology annotation, biological process: G protein-coupled receptor signaling pathway. Gene Ontology annotation, cellular component: membrane.
AUGGGAAUCAGGAAUCAGACGCAGGUGGUGGAAUUUGUUCUCCUGGGUUUCUCUGGCAUUCUGUAUGGUCAGACGUAUCUCGCCUUGGCAUUCUUGGCCAUCUACUUGGUCACUGUACUGGGGAACCUCAUGAUAUUUACGAUGAUUCAACUGAAAUCCAGCCUCCAAACCCCCAUGUAUUAUUUCCUCAGCCAUCUCUCCUGCUUAGAUAUGUGCCUCUCCUCUGUCACUGUCCCUAAGAUGGUGGUAAACCUCUUGCUCCAGCAACAGACCAUCUCCUACAACCAGUGUAUGGCCCAGCUCUUCUUCUUGAUGACUUUCAUAGGGGCAGAGACUCUGCUGCUGGCUGUCAUGGCCUACGACCGCUACGCCGCCAUCUGUAAACCUCUGCAUUACUCACACCUCAUGAACACCAAGGUGUGCACCAUACUGGCCUUUGCCACUUGGAUUAUAGGCUUCCUAGACUCUGCUCUUCAUACAACACUCAGCUCCAGGUUGGAGUUCUGUGGAGUCAACCAGAUUCAUCACAUCUUCUGUGAUCUCCCUCCACUCAUGAAAAUUGCUUGCAAUGACGUACACAUCAAUGAAAUGGCAGACCACAUAGUAGGGCUUUUGAUGGGUGGGGCCCCCUUUCUGUUCACCCUUUUCUCAUACGUCUUUAUCCUGUCCUCCAUCUUGAGGAUUCAUUCCACUACCGGCAAGCGCAAAGCCUUUUCCACUUGUGCGUCUCACCUCACGGUUGUCUUCAUUUACUAUGGAAAUGCGUUACUGAACUAUCAGAGGCCAAGCGCCGGUUACUCCUUGGCGACGGGCACUUUGCUCUCCAUCAUGUUCUGCGUCAUCACCCCAAUGCUGAACCCCCUCAUCUACAGCCUCCGCAACAAAGAAGUGAAGGGGGCCUUGAAGAAGGCUGUGGAAAGCUGGAGACCAUCUAAACAUAAUCACUUUCUACAUUAG